Messenger RNA from Cuscuta europaea, 3086 nucleotides. NCBI's taxonomy places the organism in Eukaryota, Viridiplantae, Streptophyta, Magnoliopsida, Solanales, Convolvulaceae. The record is from the annotation of a GenBank genome assembly.
GAGUGUUUGAAUUUCCCUGAGUAGGGUUUAAGGGAACUUAAGAGCAGCCGGCUGCUCAGCUCAACUCUCACAGGCUUAGCUGCCCUUUCCCUCCUCUGCCCAUCACCGCCAUGAAUUACAGGUUUCAUAACCUUCUUGGAGCUCCAUACAGAGGUGGAAACGCCUUGGUGGUAAACAACACUCUGCUGAUUUCGCCUGUUGGUAACCGGGUCUCCGUCACCGAUCUUGUCAAAUCCGAAACCGUGACAUUACCAUGUCAGUCCUCCUCCAAUCUUCGUCGCAUCGCCGCGUCCCCUGACGGCGUCUUUAUCCUCGCAAUCGACGAAAAGAACCGAUGCCUCUUCAUUAAUCUUCGCCGUCGUGCCGUCCUCCAUCGCAUCACCUUCAAACAUCCCGUAUCCGCCGCCAAGUUCAGCCCCGAUGGCCACUCCAUAGCUGUCGCUGCUGGCAAGCUCCUGCAAAUUUGGCGCUCUCCUGGUUUCAGGAAAGAGUUUUUUCCUUUUGAGUUGAUACGCACUUUUGCUGACUGCGACGAUAGGGUCACCUCACUGGAUUGGAGCCCAGACUCCGAGUACAUUCUUGCCGGUUCGAAGGACAUGAUUGUGAGGCUCUUUUGCCUUGGUAAAUCGAACAAGAUGCAUAAGCCAUUUUUAUUUGUGGCCCACAGGGACGUGAUUGUUAGUUGUUUCUUAGGAGUUGAAAUGAAAACCCAAAAAGUUUGUCGAAUCUAUACCUUAUCACGUGAUGGAGCCCUUUUUAGCUGGGGUUACACUGAAACAGAUGAGAAAUCUGGCGAAUUGGAUAGUGAUAUUUCUGAACCAGAACCCCCUAGUACACCAGAGCAAAAGCAAACACAGGUUGAGGAAGUAGAUUACAAUGCUGUUUCCAAAAAAAGGAAGGGUCUUUAUGGGAAAGACAAAGACUUGGGCAAAGAAAAAGGCUCUUGGUUGCAUACACAGAAAUGGGAGUUGUUAAAGAAGGAUUAUUUCAUGCAAGCACCAGCAAAAGUAACUGCCUGUGAUUAUCAUAGAGGGCUUGAUAUGUUGGUAGCGGGAUUUUCCAAUGGUGUCUUUGGACUUUAUCAGAUGCCGGAUUUUAUCUGCAUCCAUCGGUUGUCAAUAUCAAGAGAGAAGAUCACAACUUCAGUCUUUAAUGAUCUUGGGAAUUGGCUGACAUUCGGAUGUGCAAAGCUUGGGCAGUUACUUGUGUGGGAGUGGAAAUCAGAAAGCUACAUAUUGAAGCAGCAGGGACAUUACUUUGAUGUAAAUUGCCUUGCAUACUCACCAGAUUCUCAACUCCUUGCUACUGGAGCAGAUGAUAAUAAGAUAAAGGUUUGGACUGCUUCAUCAGGCUUCUGUUUUGUCACAUUCUCUGAGCACACCAAUGCAGUCACUGCUCUUCAUUUCAUGCCAAACAAUCAUUGCCUGUUGAGUGCAUCUCUUGAUGGGACUGUUCGUGCAUGGGAUUUGUUUCGAUAUAGAAAUUUUAGGACAUUUACAACCCCCACAUCCAAGCAGUUCGUUUCUUUAGCAUCAGAUCAGAGUGGCGAAGUUAUAUGUGCUGGAACCCUUGAUUCAUUUGAGAUAUAUGUCUGGUCAAUGAAGACAGGAAGGCUGUUGGAUGUUCUCAGUGGGCACGAGGGCCCCGUGCAUGGAUUAAUAUUUUCUCCAACAAAUGCCGUUCUGGCUUCAUCGUCUUGGGACAAAACAGUUCGCUUGUGGGAUGUUUUUGAUGGAAAAGGAGCAGUAGAAACCUUUCCCCACACACACGAUGUCCUCACAGUGGUUUAUCGUCCAGAUGGAAAGCAAUUAGCGUGCAGCACAUUAGAUGGGCAAAUACAUUUUUGGGAUCCCAUUGAGGGUGUGUUGAUGUACACCAUUGAAGGGCGUAGGGACAUUGCAGGUGGGCGUUUAAUGACUGAUCGUAGAUCUGCAGCCAACUCCACUUCUGGCAAGUUCUUCACAAGCUUGUGCUACUCUGCUGAUGGAAGCUACAUAUUGGCUGGGGGAAAUAGUAAAUAUAUCUGCAUGUAUGAUGUUGCUGAUCAGGUUUUGCUUCGAAGAUUUCAAAUAACGCAUAACCUCUCGUUAGAUGGGGUAUUGGAUUUUUUGAACUCAAAGAAUAUGACAGAUGCGGGCCCAUUGGAUUUAAUCGAGGAUGAUGAUAGUGAUAUUGAAGAAGGCAUUGAUAGGCAAUCAAGGAACAAACUGGCUUAUGAUUUGCCUGGAUCAAUGCCUAAUAAGGGAAGACCAGUUAUCCGAACAAAAUGCCUGAGGAUUGCCCCAACAGGAAGGAGUUGGGCAGCAGCAACCACGGAAGGAGUUCUGAUUUACUCAAUGGAUGACUCUUUCAUCUUUGACCCCACUGAUCUUGACAUUGAUGUCACUCCAGACGUGGUCAAUGCUGCGUUGUCCGAAGGGCAGACAACAAGAGCGCUAAUUCUAAGUCUACGUCUAAACGAGGAUAGUUUAAUUAAGAAGUGCAUUAUGGCUGUCAGGCCAGCAGAUAUAGCUGCUACAGCUUCAUCUGUACCGUUCAAAUACUUGCAGAGAUUGGUGAUGGCAUUUUCAGACCUUCUAGAGAACUGUCCUCAUUUGGAGUUCAUUCUUUUGUGGUGUCAGGAAAUUUGCAAAGUCCACGGCCAGUCCAUUCAACAAAAUUCAAGAAAUUUGCUUCCUGCCCUGAAAUCCUUGCAGAAAGCAAUUACAAGAUUGCAUCAGGAUUUGGCUGAUACUUGUUCGUCCAACGAAUAUCUGGUUCGAUAUUUGUGCUCCGCUAGCAAUAAAUAGUUGAGCAAUUUCUAUGGCGGAGUUUAUCGUAAUUAAUUCUUCUGAUUUAUAAUCCAUAGGGGAGGGGGAAUCGUGCUGUACGGAUGUUGUAAUCAUUUUUGUUCUUCACCCAAGCUUUUUAGAUCUGUUAUUUUUUUGUAUCAGUAUAGGCAACACAACAAACUGCUACUUAAUUCGUGAAUGUGUAUGACACUACAAGUAAACGCCAUUCUUAAUUUCUUAUGGCGUUCUGUGUACACUACAUUCUUAUAACUGCUAUAGAAAUUUUAUCACAUUUCAGUGUAUGUUCUACAGCCC